GGGACAUGAAUGCAUCUAGCGCAGUCUGCAAUUCACUUCUGCCAGCCAACAGUUACUGAUCUUCCACAGUGCAGUAUGGUCACUUUCACAAUUCUGCUGAGGGCGUUAAAGCCGUUAGCAUGGCUCAUCACGUGGUUGGUGGAGACCGUACUAGUAGUAUGGCGACUGGCAAAGGCGCGGGUUCAUCUGAUUAUUCUCGGAGCCAAGUUCCCAGGACCUCCCGCAUUUCCUUUGUUCGGCAAUUUGCUAGCAGUAUUUUGUGGAGACUCUGAAGCGCUUACCAAAUACAUUGAAUAUAUUUGGAACAAAUAUGGAAAUCUACAUCGAAGUUACAUAGGGCCUGUUCUUGUUGUGACAACGGGUCGCCAUCAAGAUCAUGAGAAACUUUUGGCAUCAAAUGAUUACCUGAACAAAGGUUUGAUUUACUUCUUCAUGAAGCCUUGGUUGGGAGAUGGUCUCUUAAUGUCUUCAGAAACAAUUAUGGGAGUACGAGUGAACGCGCAAACUAUUAGCAAUUCACCCUACGUAACGGCAGUUAAUGAAAUUUCCGCUAUAAUUUAUAACCGCGGCAUGAAGCCAUGGGAAUAUCCACCGUUCAUUUUCCGGUUCACGAAAUUAGGACGUCGACAUCAGGAAUGUCUUGACAUUCUCCAUAGCACCACAGAGAAGGUGAUCCGAGAAAGGAGGACAGAACUGGAGAAAAUAAGCGAGGGCAAAACCCUUGAUGUGGAUGAGCUAGGUCGGCGGUGCCGCGUGGCCUUCCUAGACCUGCUGCUUCUCAUCGCGAGAGAUGGCAGCCUGUCCGACGCCGACAUCCGCGAGGAGGUGGACACCUUCAUGUUCGAAGGCCAUGACACCACGGCCGCCGCCAUCUCCUUCACUGCCUUCCUCUUGUCGCGACAUCCCGCUGUGCAGGAGAAAGUGCUGGAAGAGCUGGAUUCGAUAUUCGACACCUCGAAGCCUUUGGACCCGACCAUUCAUGAUCUGUCUGAACUCAAAUACCUCGAUAUGGUGAUCAAGGAGUCACUGCGAAUUUUUCCACCAGUGGGCGCGGUGAGCAGACAAAUAACCAGCGACUUUCGUCUUGCAUCAAGUCCCCUGACCGUUCCUGCUGGCGCAAUGCUCUUUUUAACUUUCCAUUUGUUGCAUCGGGACCCAGAAGUGUUUCCUGAGCCGAACGAGUUCGACCCGCAGCGCUUCGCCCCAGAGGAGACUGUGCGUCGUCAUCCCUUCGCCUACCUCCCUUUCAGUGCUGGAUCUCGGAACUGCAUCGGACAGCGGUUUGCAAUGCUGGAACUCAAGAGCGUUCUGGCUAAACUCAUUUGGAAUUUUCGCAUCUUGCCUGCUCCUGAUUUCGAACCAAUUUUAGUUUGGGAAAUAAUUACAAAAUCAAAAAAUGGAAUUUUUGUACGUUUGGAAGAGAGAUCUCGUAAGAAAAUGGGCUGAAAAGUUAUUUAAGAUUUACAGGCAUAUGGCGAUUUUUGUUUACUCUACUUUCACUUAUUUUUUAAGUAAUAUUUAUAAUGAUCAGAUCAUCAACCCUGUAUCAUAAAGUCAUUAAACCGAUCACAAUAAAAUUAAUAAAAACUUACUUGGUAGGAGAGGACGAAGAACAGAAUUGGUGUGAAUAAUUCAUAAUUUUUUUUCUUCAAAAUUAAAACUUUCAAUUCAGUAAUACACUUAACACAAAACAAAAGAGAAAAUUUGAAAUUACUUUUCAAUUCUGAUCAAUAUAAUAAGCCCGCGAUAUUCAAGCGACCACAGAAAACAAAGAACUACUCUCUCGUUAAUAUAUAAUUUAUCUCAUUAAUAUAAAAUUUAUCUCGUUAACACAUAUUUUGUGUCAUUAAUAUAUGCUCGAACUUCCAAUAAUUUCCACGGGAAUUUUAUCUCGUGACGACGUCUAUGACCAAGGAUAGCGGCUAAUCGGUGAAACUCUGAUUUUUCGUAAUUUGUAAAAGUUAAAAAUUUGUUUGGGGUCUUUCUACAACUAAAAUAUAAAAAGACAUUUUUCCCUUAAUGAAAUAUGUUCCUUCAAAAUUGAUUUUGAAAUAGGGAUAUGUAUAAUUUUUCGAAAAUUUGAGUACUCUUUGCGUAAUUUUGUGUAAAGUACAUGCU
Gryllus bimaculatus (two-spotted cricket) is the source of this 2118-nucleotide messenger RNA. NCBI's taxonomy places the organism in Eukaryota, Metazoa, Arthropoda, Insecta, Orthoptera, Gryllidae. The record is from the annotation of a GenBank genome assembly.